AUGCAACCCUCCUUCGAUGUCAUUGAAACGCAGCCUUCCUUUGAUGUCACUGAAAUGCAGCCCUCCUUCGAUGUCUCCGAAACAUGGUUCUGCUUCGAUGUCUCCGAACUAUGGCCUUGCUUCGAUGUCACCGAAAUACAGCCUUCCUUCAAAGUCACGGAAAUGUGGCCCUCCUUCAAUGUCACCGAAACACAGCCUUCCUUUGAUGUCACCAAAACACGGCCCUCCUUCAACGUCACAGAAGUGUGGCCCUCCUUCGAUGUCACUGAAACAGCGCCCUCAUUCGAUGCCAUCGAAACACGUCCCUCCUUUGAUGUCACUGAAACAGGGCCCUGCUUCGAAGUAUUGGAAACCUGGCCCUGCUUCAAUGUCACGGAAACACAGCUCUCCUUCGAUGUCAUGGAAACACAGCCUACGUUGAUGUCACUGAAAUGCAGCCCUCCUUUAUUGUCACAGCAACACGGCCUUCCCUGGAUUUCACUGAAACACGGCCCUCCUUCGAUGUAUUGGAAACAUGGCCCUCCUUCGAAGUCGCCGAAAAACAGCCCUCCUUCAAUGUCACCAAAACACAGCCCUCCUUCAAUGUCACCGAAACACAGCCUUCCUUCGAUGUCACCAAAAUGCGGCCCUCCUUUGAUGUCACUUAAAUGCAACCCUCCUUCGAUGUCAUUGAAACGCAGCCUUCCUUCGAUGUCACUGAAAUGCAGCCCUCCUUCGAUAUCUCCGAAACAUGGUUCUGCUUCGAUGUCUCCGAACUAUGGCCUUGCUUCGAUGUCACCGAAAUACAGCCUUCCUUCAAAGUCACGGAAAUGUGGCCCUCCUUCAAUGUCACCGAAACACAGCCUUCCUUUGAUGUCACCAAAACACGGCCCUCCUUCAACGUCACAGAAGUGUGGCCCUCCUUCGAUGUCACUGAAACGCGGGCCUCCUUCAAUGCCAACAAAACACGGCCCUCCUUCAAAGUCACGUAAGUGCAGCACUCCUUCGAUAUCACCAAAACACGGCCCUCCUUCUAUUUCGCCGAAACACAGCCCUCCUUCGAUGUCACUUAAACGCAGCUCUGCUUCGAUGUCACUGAAACGCGGCCCUCCUUCAAUGUCACUGAAACACGGCCCUCCUUCGAUGUCACCGAAACGCAGCCCGCCUUUGAUGUCAACGAAACGCAGCCCGCUUUCGAUAUCACCGAAAUGCAGCCCUCCUUCAAUGUCACCGAAACGCGGCCCUCCUUCGAAGUCACUGAAAUGCAGCCCACCUUCAAUGUAA
Carcharodon carcharias (great white shark) is the source of this 1263-nucleotide messenger RNA. RefSeq lists its product as uncharacterized. Lineage: Eukaryota; Metazoa; Chordata; Chondrichthyes; Lamniformes; Lamnidae. The record is from RefSeq and is a predicted model, not a curated record. The transcript has a single exon. The coding region runs from base 1 to 1263 and encodes 420 amino acids.